Messenger RNA from Manihot esculenta (cassava), 1370 nucleotides. RefSeq lists its product as uncharacterized. Bases 116 to 1081 code for a protein of 321 amino acids. The transcript is spliced from 8 exons. Gene Ontology annotation, cellular component: membrane. The record is from RefSeq and is a predicted model, not a curated record. Lineage: Eukaryota; Viridiplantae; Streptophyta; Magnoliopsida; Malpighiales; Euphorbiaceae.
AAAAUGGUCCUCAAGACAGCCCAUUUGUUGAAAGUCAACCGCCGUCGCUACAGAUGGCUCCGUCCUCCUGAAGAGGAAAAGGAGAACGUAGUGUCACUGACUUUAGCAAUCUUUAAUGUCUAAUCUAGAAGGAGACGAGGGUAUAGGAUACUGGUUCAGGUGGCAAGUUCCUGUUUGUGGUUUAAUCAUCGUUGGCUCCUCUUUGGUUGCCUUUUAUACAACUAGUAAAGUAAGAGCAGAGCCGUUGUUCUUGAAUGAGUUGUGGAAGCCCUGCUGGAGAUGCAUUAAUCCUCUUUGGCUUCUCUUCUAUAGACUUUCAGCUUUUAUUUGCUUGGCUCCGAUGCUUUAUGAAAUUGUGGCCAUAGAUGGAGCUUUUGCCUUCUAUUUCUACACUCAGUGGACAUUUGCUUUAGUUAUGGUAUAUUUUGCGCUUGCCUCUGUAAUAUCUGGGUAUGGGUGUUGGAUGUCACCAAAGCAAUUUCCUUCUGAAAAUGGGGAAACUACUGGGUUCUUGAGAACAGAUGUGGAAGGGAAUGGAACUACAAACACUACAACUUACAGGGAGAAAAAAAUUAAGGGAACUACGAAGUUGCACAGUCACCAUGCAGAAGAGGCAAUUAGGCUAAGAGCUGGAUUUUGGGGAUUUCUUACGCAAAUUAUUUAUCAGACUUGUGCAGGCGCUGUUAUCCUAACAGACAUCGUAUUUUGGUGUAUUCUUGUCCCAUUUGAAUCAAAUGCACAUUUUGGACUCAAUGCACUGAUGGGUUGUAUGCACACCCUGAAUGCGGUUUUUCUUUUGCUCGAUACUGCUCUAAACAGCCUUCCAUUUCCUUGGUUCCGGCUUGCAUACUUUGUGCAGUGGAGUUGCCUCUAUGUUGUUUUCCAGUGGGUGAUUCAUGCCUGUGGUUUUACAUGGUGGCCAUAUCCAUUUCUGGGACUUGAUACACCAUGGGCUCCUUUAUGGUAUUUUGCCCUGGCUGCGGUUCACAUACCCUGUUAUGGUAUAUAUGCCCUGAUUGUCAAAGCAAAAAACUCGAAUUUUCCCAGAUGGUUUCCUGGUGCUUUUGUGAGAUCAUACUGAUUUCUGAUUCUUAAAACUAGGCACUAUAAUCAAAUCCCAAAAAAAAGGCACCAUUGAUGGUGGUUUUGAUAUUGAUUGCACGGUUGUGUACAUAAAGGAGGGAUUCAACCCUCCCCAGAUCAUGUCAUUUCUAUAACUUUGUUCCACAAUUUACAGUUGGAGAAAGUACAAUUAAGUGUUAAAACAUGUCAUGGUAAGAUCAGCCAAGCAUGCAAUUAUUAUGCAAAUAACUACUUUAUAUAAAUAAAUAUCAGCUAAAUAUAUAGAUUUCCCUCUAUAUAUUGGGAAU